AUGGAUGAUCCGGAUCGGGCGGAUUUGUUCUUUAUCCCAAUCUCUUGUCAUAAGAUGCGAGGCAAGGGCAUAUCAUAUGAGAACAUGACCGUAAUAGUCCAAAACUAUGUGGAGAGCUUGAUGAACAAGUAUCCCUAUUGGAAUAGGACUUUGGGUGCAGAUCACUUCUUUGUUACUUGUCAUGAUGUAGGAAUGAGAGCCACUGAAGAUGUUGCACUCCCACAAGUUCUUCAGCCUUUUGCCCUUCCAGCUGGAGGAAAUGACAUAGAGAAUAGGACGUCACUUGGCUUCUGGGCAGGACAUAGGAAUUCCAAGAUCAGGGUCAUACUGGCGCUAGUAUUGGAAAAUGAUACUGAACUUGAUAUUUCAAAUAAUAGAAUUAACAGGGCAACUGGACAUUUGGUGUAUCACAAGAGAUUUUACAGAACUAAAUUUUGCAUUUGCCCUGGUGGCUCUCAAGUCAAUAGUGCUCGUGUAGCUUACUCUUUUCAUUAUGGAUGCAUAUUUUCAUACUACUGGUCGUAA
Messenger RNA from Striga asiatica, 525 nucleotides. The record is from the annotation of a GenBank genome assembly. Lineage: Eukaryota; Viridiplantae; Streptophyta; Magnoliopsida; Lamiales; Orobanchaceae.